Messenger RNA from Aspergillus glaucus CBS 516.65, 892 nucleotides. Its product is annotated as DUF4202 domain-containing protein. The transcript has a single exon. The coding region runs from base 118 to 765 and encodes 215 amino acids. The record is from RefSeq and is a predicted model, not a curated record. Lineage: Eukaryota; Fungi; Ascomycota; Eurotiomycetes; Eurotiales; Aspergillaceae.
GCGGGGUCUGCUGAACCAAUCCAGUAUUUCGCAUUUCAUCUUGUUAAUUCACCUCCUUCACUUCACCAAACUACACACAUACAAACCAUCAGCAACUCAAAAGACAGCACCUCCAAAAUGACAACCCCCUACGAAAAAGCCCUCUACCAAAUCGACCAAGCCCACUCCGAAGACCCCCACCGAAUCCCCUACCCAAACGCCUCCCAACUCACAUCACAACAAGAUGAAAUCCAAGAAAACGAAACAAUCCCUUACGAGCUCCACUACGCCACCAAAAUGACCCAGUACCUCGAUAAACGCCAGCCGCACGCAUCCGAUCUCCUCCGUCUCGCUAUCCGCGCUCAACACUUUCGUCGCUGGGAGGUUCCGAGGAAUAGUUACCCGAUGACUAAAAUUGGUUAUCAUUCGUGGAGGAAUUAUCUUGCGAAAAGGCAGGCUGAGCUUGUGGUUGACAUCUGUGUGAAGAGUGGGUAUACAGAGGAAGAGGCGGAGAGGGUCGGGGCUCUGGUUAGGAAGGAGGGAUUGAAGCGGAAUCCUGGAGAGGAGGAUGAAACACAGGUCCUGGAAGAUGUCGCUUGCUUGGUGUUCCUGGAUGAUCAGUUUGACGAUUUUGAGAAGGGAAUCAAAGAUGAAGAGAAGGUGGUUACUAUUCUGAGGAAGACGUGGGUGAAGAUGUCCAGCAAGGGACAGGCGAUGGCAGUUGAGUUGAGUGGGGAGAUGUCGGAGAGGGCGAGGGGAUUGGUGCAGAAGGCUUUGAGUGGUUAAUACUUUUGGUUGGAUUUGGUUCUAUUGUACAUUGAAAAAAGAAAAAGCCCGCCGUGCUAUAUGGUAUAUCAUACAUCCAACACCAAAAACAAGAAAAAACAAGAAAAGCCGAAAAAAAAAAAAAAAA